UUCUUCUUUUUUUUCUAUGGGAUUGUUCCUCAGCUGAGACCUAACCUAAACAUUGCGACAGACUGCGUCUGCGAAUCGUUUUGUUUUGGUUGUAGGAGAAAAUAAACUUGAGCCAAAAUGCAGAAUAACUUUCAGCAACAAAAUAUUGUGAACCAACCAGUGGGACAUCUGACCCAGAAUAACGGUAUUAUUGGAAAUUCUAUGCCCCAUGAAAAUCAAGUAUCAGGCCACAACAAUAUGACCGAUUCUCAAGCUAUGCAAGGUGCACACACACAGCACAUGCAACAGACCCAUGGACAAAAUUCUGCUAUGAUGAAUAAGCCCGCCACUCAACAUGUGAAUAGUGGAGAAGGGCCCCAGAUCGUGUCCAGGCAAAAGCUACAAGACUUAGUGAGAGAAAUUGAUCAUACAAUAACUCUUGAAGAUGAUGUUGAGGAUAUUCUUUUAUCGUACGUUGAUGACUUCGUUGAUAGAUGUCUUAAUGGGGCAACGUUGAUUGCAAAGAAUCGAAAUGGCAAUAGCAUUGAGGUUAAAGAUGUUCAGCAAUUUCUCAAUCGUAAUUACAACAUGUGGACACCUGGUUUUGGAACAGACGAAUUGAGGCCAUAUAAGAGAAGUCUUACCACAGAAGCUCAUAAACAGAGAAACGCUCUCAUAAGAAAAACUGUAAAAAAAUACUGAAAUAAUGUAGUA
This is a messenger RNA of Dendroctonus ponderosae (mountain pine beetle), 693 nucleotides long. It is a transcript of the gene Taf12, whose product is annotated as transcription initiation factor TFIID subunit 12. Lineage: Eukaryota; Metazoa; Arthropoda; Insecta; Coleoptera; Curculionidae. The record is from RefSeq and is a predicted model, not a curated record. Gene Ontology annotation, molecular function: protein heterodimerization activity; DNA binding; TBP-class protein binding. Gene Ontology annotation, biological process: DNA-templated transcription initiation; RNA polymerase II preinitiation complex assembly. Gene Ontology annotation, cellular component: SAGA complex; SLIK (SAGA-like) complex; transcription factor TFIID complex.